AAAAAGCGGGGUUGAGGGAGGCUGUCGUGAAGGUACGAAGGAGAGGGAGAAGGGGGGCAAUGUUUAAAAAAAAAUCAUCGAUUAAAAAGGAUUUUUAUUAAAGACUCCCCCCCACCCCAUUAUUUUGAAGUGCGUGGUACAAAAAUAAAAAUUGUAAAAUCCCUGCGUAAACGGAGAAAAUCCAAGUUAUAUGAAUUUUCAUUAUUGUUCAUUUGAGUGCAUGGCACCCAUACUUUCAAAAUCUACCGUUAGAUGUAUUAACGUAUCAUUCAUUGCUGACCACUGUUGCUGAGCGCAUCGCCUACAGAAAAGUUUUAAACAGCAAAAAUGCCAUUGGAAAAUGGAUGGUUUCGAGAAGAGUGUGACCUGUGGUCUGGUUAUAGCAUGUGCCUUCAAGUAGAUGAAGUGCUCUACCAUGAGAAAUCAAAGUUUCAAGAUAUUAUGGUAUUUAAGAGCAAGAGGUUUGGAAAUGUUCUGGUCUUGGAUGGGCUAAUUCAGUGUUCUGAAAAAGAUGAAUUUGCCUAUCAGGAAAUGAUUGCAAAUAUUCCAUUAUAUUCACACCCAUCUCCAGAAAAUGUCCUUAUUAUUGGAGGAGGAGAUGGAGGAGUGGUUCGUGAAGUUGUGAAACAUCCUUCAGUCAAGAAAGUUGUACUGUGCGAAAUUGAUGAGGAAGUUUGUAAUGUCAGCAAAAAAUAUCUUCCUGGAAUGGCUGUUGGUCUGUCUCAUCCCAAGUUAGAAUUAUGUAUUGCUGAUGGUGUUGAAUACCUUGAAAAAUGUGAAGGAAAAUUUGAUGUCAUCAUUACUGAUUCCACAGAUCCUGUUGGGCCAGCUGAGGGUUUAUUCGAACUACGAUUUUAUAAGUUAAUUCACAAAGCAUUGAAACCAGAUGGCAUUAUGUGUAACCAAGGUGAAAAUAUUUGGUUAGAUAAAGAGUUAAUUCAAGAUGUUCUGAAGAAAUGCCGGGCAGUAUUUCCAUGUGUGUCAUAUGCAAAUUGCACCCUUGCAACUUAUGCCUGUGGGCAAAUUGGUUUAGUUCUUUGCAGCAACACGAUGAGAGAUUUAUCUAAACCAGUUCGAACUUUGACAGAAGAUGAAGUUGAUGCCAAUGGUUACAAAUACUACAAUUCAGCUGUCCACAGUGCCUCUUUUGUAUUGCCCAAUUUUGCUCAUAAGGCUUUUGGACUUCCAAUUAAGAGCUAGCUGAAUGUUCUUACCAUUUUUGUCGUGUGAAAAAUAAAUGGAAAGCAGAAUUAUUUCAAGUGCAUUUUUUUUUUUGUUUGUUUACUCUGUUCAGACGUGUGAAAGAACUCUUUCAUAGAUAUAUAUAUAUAUAUAUAUACAUAUAUAUAUAAUAACAUUUUUAAGUUGAUCUUUAAAAAUCAUUUCAAAAAGAACUAUUAUUCAAAUUGUUUAAAUGAAAUGAUGUUAGGAAAAUAGUUGAUACAUUGUUUUUUUAGAUAUAUAUUAGUCUUUUUUAACAUUUAAUAAAAUCUGUAAUUUAAUAGAAUCUUUGACAUUUAUGAAAUUUACUGUGUGCUGGCAGCAUUUUCAUUAGUUUCACGGAAAUUGCAAUAAAUGAAAACAGUCUCAGAUUUCUAAGACUGUAUUAAAGUCAUUAUCAAUAUUACUUUUCCCCCAUCUUCGACUCCCACCAUCACUACAUGCAUGCGUGUGCACACACACAUUCGCUCUUUCUCUAUCUCUCACUCGUGUUUACCAAGAAUUCAGUUACAGGUGAUGAUGCAUUUGCAUCUAUAUACACCAGAAUUUAUGCAGUUGCAACAUUCUAGCUUGUGUGCAUGUCCAUGACAAAGUAAAGAAAUUGUUUUUGCAAGUGAUCAAUUAAUUGUUAUAAAUUGUCUUUUUUUGUUUGGUUAUUUUAUGUUGAAUAUUUUAACAUUUAAUGAAAUGGGGGACAAUUUUUAAACUAAAUUGAAAACUGAAAAUGUUUAGAAACCUGAUUUGCUAACUGGCAGAUUCUGCAUGUACAUAAGUGUUGAAAAGUUAGCAACAAGACAUCUAAUUUGUAAUAUCAAUUGUGUUAAGCAUUCACAUUUCCAAUUUGAAUAAAAAUACUCCAUUGAAUAUAUUGAAGAGUGGGGCAAACAAUAUAUCUGCUUUGAAUAAAAAAAGAAAGGAAAAUGAAAAAGAACAGGUGUGAUAAAUUAUUGUUGUAUCAAUUGUAGUAAGUUAUGUUAAGAAAAAAUACUUUAAUUAUUUCAUCUCAGGUCUUUGAUUAAUUUUGGCUUCAUGUGAAAAGAAACCUUACAUUGUUAUUUGGUAUCAAUUGUAGGUAAAACAUAUUUUAUAGAAAAUAAGAAAAUUAAGCCUUUCGUUAUAAUUAAAUUUUAUGACUAAUGAGAUAAUUUAAAGCAAAUAAUCUCAGUUGAUUUAGCGAAUAAGGUUCUAUUGUCAGUUAUAUAGGCUAAUAUAUUCUUUUACUUGUUUCAGUCAUUUGACUGCGACUAUGCUAGAGCACCGCCUUUAAGUGAACAAAUCGUCCCCAGGACUUAGUCUUUGUAAGUCUAGUACUUAUUCUAUCGGCUUUCUGUGCUGAACCGCUAAGUUACGGGGACGUAAACAUACCAACAUCAGUUGUCAAGCAAUGGUGGUAGUUGUGGUGGGGGACAAACAAACCCACAAAUAUAUAUAUAUAUACAACAGGCUUCUUUGGUCAGCUUGAGGCUAUAAUAGAAGACACUUGCCCAAGGUGCCAUGCAGUGGGACUGAACCCAGAACCAUGUGGCUGGGAAGCAAGUUUCUUGCCGCACAGCCACACCUAAUUAUGUUUAUUGGAUCGUAUACAUUGCUAUUGGGAUUAUUAUGACAAUGUAUGGCCACUGCUCUUGGUAAGUUGAAUCUAUGACCAUGUUUGAAAUCUCAAUUACAACAAAUUGAAGGAGGCUUGGACAUGUAAUCCCAUUCCACUCUCCUAGAAAUACCUGGCUUAAGCAGGAAAUUUAUUUUCAUUAGUAUAAUUGAUUUUAAUCAAUUAUACACCCAAUCAUGAAAUUUUUACUGCUGUUGCUACUGAUAUUCUUGGACAAAUGCAUUUUCACAUUUCCUGAAGGAAAAUAUUUCUAUUUCACUCAAAUCAUUGUCUGUUCUCAUCCAAAAUGUGCCAGAUAUUGUACACUUUUUAUAAUUUUUUUAUGAACUUGUUUAUUACUCAGAUACAUGUUUCUUUCUAAAGUACUGUUAUUAUUGAAUCCAAUUGAAGCACUAGUUAUCAAGAAGAAAAAAGAAAAGAACUCCUGGGGACUGACAUAAAGAAACAAAAACUAUGAUAUUGUAGAUCUCUCCAUACUAAUGUAUUCCAAUCUUCUGCCAAAUGAACUUUUCUAUAUCUUUACUUGCCAUAUUUUUUGUCUUAGUAAUUACAGGGGGAAAAAAAAGGAGAAAAUUGAUACUUUUGAAAAUAUUUUACCACUUGUAUUGGAUUUAUCUGCACCAAUAAAUUUAACACUUCCAAA
Messenger RNA from Octopus bimaculoides (California two-spot octopus), 3473 nucleotides. RefSeq names its product spermidine synthase. Gene Ontology annotation, molecular function: spermidine synthase activity. Lineage: Eukaryota; Metazoa; Mollusca; Cephalopoda; Octopoda; Octopodidae. Gene Ontology annotation, biological process: spermidine biosynthetic process. The record is from RefSeq and is a predicted model, not a curated record. Gene Ontology annotation, cellular component: cytosol.